Messenger RNA from Symsagittifera roscoffensis, 5884 nucleotides. RefSeq names its product protein PALS2-like. The record is from RefSeq and is a predicted model, not a curated record. NCBI's taxonomy places the organism in Eukaryota, Metazoa, Xenacoelomorpha, Acoela, Convolutidae. Bases 1737 to 5009 code for a protein of 1090 amino acids. Gene Ontology annotation, cellular component: plasma membrane; cell-cell junction. Gene Ontology annotation, molecular function: protein binding. The transcript has 10 exons.
UUCCGAUUUUCGGCACGAUGAAUUUGUGUGUCGGACAAGUUUGUGGCAAUAGCAGUUUCGUUUAAAUGUCAAAAUUGGCAAUGCUAUUCUGAAGUUAAAUUUGGUUAAAAUUCGAAUUAUCUGUUCCGGUUUUUCCAUCUUGUGCAGAAAAACGUGUGUGGUGUUGGAGGCUGAGUAAAAUUUAUUUAGGGCUUGAAAAUCAGGGAAGUGAAUUUUUGUGUUUAUUUGUUGUCAUAGCAGGCUUUUAUUCGAUAUUAUUCCACCUUUUAGUGUUAUUUGAAUGCUAACUGGAAGUUGUGCAAAUGAAAAAAGUUUUAACGGGUGAAAAAAAUUAUCACUUCAAGGAGUGAGUUUUAUUAUUUAUAUAACUGGGUGUAAUUUCCUUUUUCUGUGCCAUUCAGCUCCCAAGUUUUGUUUUAAACACAGUUGACGAAAAGUGUUUCUUCAAAGUUAUACCGCUGUACUCUGCUACUUUCGCGCAAUGCUAGGCUGUAUAGGGCGAAUAUAUUUUGACUUGGGGAAUUGUUGAGGUCUAAUCUUUGAGAAUUGACGGAGGAGGUAUUGAAUGAUGGUGUUGCUGUCUAUAAAUAGGUCGGAAUUAAGUUGCAUCAAGGAAAAGGAAUCUGGGGAGGGUAGGUGAUCAUUUGUGCUUCUGGCAUUUUCACCGUCUUUUGGUUGUGGUGUAUGUCUGUUAGUUCCCACACACCUUCCCUCUAAACAACGAACUUUAUCAACUUAAUUGCCGUUUCCUUCAUAUGCGAAAUUAUAAAUAUUGAAUGAAGGAGGAGGAGUCUUUUUUGUGGAGCUGAGCCUAGGCGUGCCUUUUUUUUUCUCCCUCCCGCCUAAGCCUACUUUGAAUCGGGGGAACUUAUAUUUUUCAACUCUUAUCACUGCUUUUCGAUUCCAUCGCAGAGCAGACAUAAAAUAUGGUUUGCUUAUAUAGGAGUGGAUAUGCGCUUGGUGCGCUCUAAUUAUGAGUGGGUUUCGUUAAGUUAAGUUAAGUGAAGUUAAGUUACCAGGCCAUGACUGUGUUGCUAAAGAGCGCCCUAAACCAACAACAACAGAGAAUAGAACUGAUUGUGGCGAAAUUGUGUUCCAAUGCCCGCCCAGCCAUUCCAUGCCAGAAGAUCCCUGCUGAGCCAAAUGCAGUCAAGGCAUAUCGUGCCCUCUGUGGGAUAUGUAUGUCUCAGCUAUCCCCUAAUAAAAUUCAUUAACUUCUAAUUCCGUGCCAGCAGUGCGUGUAUUUACCUCCUAACUAUUUCGUCCCUUGUCACAGCACAAACAUUUGCUCCUUUCGCUGGUCUAGCGCUACUAGUUUUGGUUAGUGGUGUCUGUAGUGCUAGUGCCGGACACUUGCCAGUAGUCCCAAUCCAGCCCAACCCAGCCAACUAACUGAACCUGAUCAAAUAGCCGGAAUAGGAAUAUUCAAAAAAGCCUAUUUGCAUUCAAAGCCAUAUUUGUCUAACUUCUCUUACUGUUAUCGAUCGGUUCAACUGGCUAAUAUAUCAAUUUCCUAUAUUCACCCAAACCAACCUCUCAACCUGUGUAAUUUUUUAUGUAACUCCUUUACUUGGUUAUUCCUUUUCCUUACAUUGCCAAUUAUGCUGCCAACAACACUGCUAUUACCUCUAAUCCCGCCAAGUGCAAUAAAAUCGAGUCGCACAUACGAAAUUAACUCUUAAAAAGCUUUCAACUAUCAAGUCUCUAAGGAGUUAACUUGAAGAAGAAAAGAAGUAAUGGUCGAAAUAUCGACCCAGACCGAGUUGGAGCAACCCUGCCCGAUCCCACCGUUCAACACCCUUGCGACACAAACGGGGCCGGCCCUUAAUGAUGCCAUGCAGAGUUCAGUUCAGCAAAACCAUCAGCUACCAAUGGUCUCAAAACAUCCCAGCGAAGUUAACCUUAUGAGCAUCGAAGGUAACAACAGUUCCUGUCUCGAGAAUAACGGCAAAGAUGAUCACGUAAAUCAACAGCAAAUGCAAAAGCGUUAUCGAUCUUCAAGUGCCAAAUCACAAAAAGCAAGAGCGGUUAGCCAUCGAAAUCUAGCAAGUCCUUUUGGAGCCAAUGAUGCAAUUGUUGUGAACUCGCACCAUAACCAGAAUUUACAAUCUCACGAAAAGCAAUCGUCGCUGCCUAAAUGGAAGACCUUCCAUAGUGAAGUUUCAGAAACUUCAGCUAGCCCACCUUGGCCGCAAAAUAUACACAGCAUCAACAAUAACAACAGUUUUUCAACAGAUUCGGAGAAUCUGGGAAAAACUAUUUAUGUAGUAAAUCAACCUUCAUUGAAAACUCAACUUCCAAGGGAAGCAAGGUCACUGAAAGACCUGGUGUCUGCUUCACAGCAGAAGGAUCCUUCAGUCCAUGCUUUGCCCUUUGGCAGUAAUCAACAUCGAGCAGCAAUGGAUCCUCACACCGAGUAUGUAGGCUAUUCGGAAUGUUCACAUUGUGGCGCCUUAUCAGCCAAAUCCCUCGACAAAAUUCACAUAGUGCCCACAACUAACAAGAACUUACGAGCGCUGGAACAUGAGAGUCUCGGGUUGAGAAAUUCGGUAGCUGUGGGAUCGGCAAAUGAAUCGACUCAGGGUUUAAUCGAUUUGGCAAUUUUGGAGCGUUCGAAUUCCAGACAUCGAAGUCGAGACACGUCAGAUCGUAGUAGAGAACGAUCUUCAUUUCAUAGGUCUAGAAGUCGUUCUAGGAACAAACAUGUUCAUAUUUCCAGCGAAGUGAUAUCAAUAAACAACUCUUUGAAACGAAGUAAGUCGGCAAAGAGUUCAGACAACAACUCGGCCAAUGAAAACUGUUAUGAUUCUAUUGACUGCCACAAUCCUAUAUACAUAAACCCGGUGUCGUCGCGGGGUAGUUUGAAAACAAGUAAUACCGAGGCUUCGUUUUGGAGUUUGACCAACAAUAAAUAUUUGCACCCUCCUUUCCGAGACGAAUCGGGACCAUCGAGCAGUUUAACGACAACUGACAGUCGCGAGGACAGUUUACUCUCGACAGAAGGAAUCAACACUGCAAACUCAAAGUUAUCGUCUAACAGUUUUGCUUCCACAAAUAAUGUUGGGUCCACAUUGCAAAUGUUUAAUAAUGUGAAUAACAACGUGGAGACUAGUUUUGUCAGUGGAUAUCAUCUUCAUCCUAUUAAUUACCAUCAUAAUUAUGCUCACUCAUCAUCUUCAUCGUCGACAACUAACUCGAAACCUAAAUCCCUUUUUCCGCCAUUUUGGAAGAAAGUUGCCAUUGGAGACGUGGUGAGAGGCAUGGGCGAUCUGCAGUACAAUGCAGGAGCCAGCAUGAAGGACCUCAUAUUCCUUCGUUCUUUGCUGGAGAAUCCAGUGAUGCAUCGGCUAGUCAGAACUCACGACUCCCUGGACCCCAAUCAACAGGCAAUGGGUAUGAACUCUUCGCAGCACCCGGACGAUCACUACGUCCAGCCUCCUACAAGGUUCAGACCGCAGCCUUUGAACGACAAAUUGUCCGCUUUGUGUCGUGGCGUCACUGAUGAGCUGGACAGACGCCCCAAUUUAAAGGACAACGCCUUCUUGUCAAGACUGAUUAAGUCGCCCGAGUUUGCGGCGUUGGCUAGUACGCACGACCAGGUUGCCACGAAAGUGUACGACGAAAGCAGGUUCCUCCCUGACCAGUUUGACCAGCUUUACCUCGAAGAUGAGCCGAGACCUGAGGCAUCAGCAGAUUUAGUGAAGGCUGUGCGCGUCGUGGGUCUGCGGAAGACUCCCGGUGAACCCCUUGGUCUAACGUUGAAAGUGGAUGACCUGACCGGAUCUCUGAAGGUAUCCAGAAUUCUGGAUGGUGGAGAAGUUGAUAGACAAGGUCUUUUAUCGGUGGGGGAUGUGGUGCUGCAGAUCAAUGGUUACCCUUGCGAGGGGGAGUUUGUGAAGCUGGACAAUGGGGACAAACAGAGGGUGUCGGAGUAUUUGAAGAACUAUAAUGGAGACCUCAAGUUGGCCAUACAGGCUUUGGCAGAGGAGAAUCACGCACACCAGACUCAUGUGUACAUGCGUGCUCUGUUCUCGUACAAUCCGGAGAAAGAUGAUUUGUUACCGAAUAAGGAAUUGGGACUGAAGUUCCAGAGUGGAGACAUAUUGGAGAUUGUGGAGUCACAGAAAGAUCCCAACUGGUGGCAGGCUCGUCUGUACACUGACGGUGACAGCAGUAGAGCGCGUUUGAUUCCGAGCCAGACUCUGGAGGAGCGGAGGGCGGCUUAUGCACGACCGGAUUUGAUCGAUACGAAGAAGCAGAAGUACGGUGGCCUGACUUCCAAGAAGCGCAAGAAAAAGGAGGUCUACUCUGCCAAAAAUAAUUCGGACUUCGACCGACUGGACCUUACGUUCUACGAGGAGGUUGCACGCAUGCCUCCCUUCCCACGAAAGACACUGGUGCUAAUCGGGACGACUGGAGUCGGUCGUAGAACCAUCAAAAACACACUCAUCAAAACAUAUCCUGACAACUUCGCCACACCCAUACCUACCACUUCGCGACCAGUACGAGAGGGGGAGAUCCCCGGCAAAUCAUACAACUUUAUCAAUAAAAAACAGAUGGAAGAGGACAUCAGAGACAACAUGUACUUGGAGUAUGGCGAGUUCCAUGAGAACUACUAUGGCACGAGCAUAGACAGCAUCCACAACAUCAUAGACCAGGGCAAGAUGUGUGUGCUAGACUGCAGUCCCAAUGCACUCAAACUCCUCCGCACAGCCGAGUUUAUGCCCUUUGUCGUCCUCAUCUCAUCGCCCCCCUUUGAGAGACUGCGGCAGCUGAGAGGCAUGGACAACCAACAGCUCCAUGCCAGCACAACCACUCUGUCCAGGCUAAGUGAUCAUGAUCUUAUGAAGACGGUUGAAGAAAGCAAGCGUCUGGAGCAGGAGUUCCGUCAGUACAUAGACCUGAAGAUUGAAAACGAGGAACCGGAACUGACGUUCAGGACGCUUUGUGAAGCCAUCGCUCGCCUUUCCUCCGAGUACCAAUGGGUGCCUGUUAAAUGGGUGUUGUAGGGGAGAAGACAUCCCCCCCCCCGUCGAACCCAAACGCCCUCCUCAUCUCAAUCAUGAACCCCACAUAGACAGGCUAAUGAAGUAGCGUAACACAACGUCUCAUAUUACACAACCAAUGCAGCAAUCAGAAUCCAAGAAAUGGUGGAGCACAAAAUGGUUACAAAUCAUCCAUAUGCAGCAAAUGAACUUCAAUGCAGAAAGAAAAACUAUUUUCCUGACUAUUCUUUGUAAAUUUUGUCCAAAAUGUAAUAUUGCUUCCACUUCAUGGUAUGCAAACGCUUCUAUGCCAACGUCGAAAACCAACGGUUUUAUGUAAUUGCCCUGUUUGAUGGUCUAUUUAAUAGGCUAUCAUACUUUUUCCUCGUGAAAUGGAUUUUUCUGCAAAUAAUUGUGGUUUCUUGGGUCUAGCUGUUUGAUCCAUUGUCGGAGUUAAAGAAUUAGCUUAUUUUUUAUCACUUUUAUAUGAGCAUUCUAUAUGUCGUGAUAUAUCUUUCCAUUUUCACAUAUCAACUGACUAAAUUUUCUGUUCAUUUUCAAUUGUAUUUUAAAUACUCUUUUAAAAUACCCUAAUUUUAUGUAAUGGCUAUAAGUAUUAUCAUCUUGCUCUAAACAUUUGUAACUUUGUAACUACUAUAGCUAUCUGUUUGACACUAUGGUUGAGCAAGGUCUAAUUCUUUUAAUCUUGUGGAGAAAUUCUCUAAUUGUGAUUUGUAGAUUAGUCCAAAUUUAGUAACAAAAAGCGUUUUUGAAGAUGGUGUGAAACGAUAUUUGAUCACCCGACAGACAUCUUCUAUGGCCUUCUCUUUAUCUCUUCUUUUGUACUUGUACUUUCCUCCUCCCAGAUCUAUUCGGACUAUAAUUAAAUUUCCUCUCAA